Messenger RNA from Solea senegalensis (Senegalese sole), 3840 nucleotides. RefSeq names its product rho-related BTB domain-containing protein 2-like. Gene Ontology annotation, biological process: small GTPase-mediated signal transduction. NCBI's taxonomy places the organism in Eukaryota, Metazoa, Chordata, Actinopteri, Pleuronectiformes, Soleidae. Bases 205 to 2361 code for a protein of 718 amino acids. The record is from RefSeq and is a predicted model, not a curated record. Gene Ontology annotation, molecular function: GTP binding; protein binding; GTPase activity. The transcript is spliced from 10 exons.
AGGCUGUGACUGUCCAGCAGCUGCUGCUGUUUGUGUCGGAUCACAAACGGACUCCGGCUCUUUAUUCUCCUGCGGUUCGGUUCCGCGUAUUUAUUCAAACCUCCUCUGUUAUUAUUAUUAUUAUUAUUAUUAUUAUUAUUAUUAUUAUUACUGCCUUGAAGAUGAGGUUAAACACGAGCUGCCGUCAGGUGCGAGCUGCAUCACAUGGAGUGCUGCUGCUUUUCACCUCCUCCAUCCACCAAACCGAUGCUGCACUUCCUUCUGCUGCGGUCUCAGCUGACAGAUUCUGAUAUGGACUAUGAGAGGCCAAACGUUGAAACUAUCAAGUGUGUGGUGGUGGGAGACAAUGCAGUUGGAAAGACCCGCCUCAUCUGUGCCCGGGCCUGCAAUGCUACACUGACUCAGUACCAGCUACUCGCCACACAUGUGCCCACAGUCUGGGCAAUCGACCAGUACAGAGUUUGCCAGGAGGUGUUAGAACGUUCCAGAGAUGUCGUGGAUGACGUCAGCGUGUCGCUUCGACUCUGGGACACUUUUGGAGACCAUCACAAGGACCGGCGCUUUGCAUAUGGCAGAUCCGACGUGGUGGUCCUGUGCUUCUCAAUUGCCAAUCCCAACUCUCUGUACCACGUGAAGACCAUGUGGUAUCCUGAGAUCAAGCACUUCUGCCCUCGUGCUCCUGUCAUCUUGGUUGGCUGUCAGCUUGACCUACGCUAUGCUGACCUGGAAGCAGUGAACAGGGCCCGGAGGCCUUUAGCGAGACCCAUCAAAUCAAAUGAGAUCCUUCCCCCAGAGAGAGGCCGGGAAGUGGCCAAAGAGUUGGGAGUGCCAUAUUACGAAACAAGUGUUGUUGCACAAUUUGGAGUCAAGGACGUCUUUGAUAACGCAAUCCGAGCUGCACUUAUCUCACGCCGCCACCUGCAGUUUUGGAAAUCUCACCUCAGAAAUGUGCAGCGCCCUCUCCUUCAGGCUCCCUUCCUGCCCCCGAAACCUCCCCCACCUAUAAUCACUGUGCCUCCUCCACCAAGCACCACAGAGGAGCAUCCAGUCGGCCUCCUGGAGGACCCACACUGUGCUGAUGUCAUCCUGGUUUUGCAGGAACGACAGAAAAUCUUUGCACACAAGAUAUACUUGGCAACAUCCUCUUCAAAGUUCUAUGACCUCUUCAUUAUGGAUACUCACAAUGAAGAGAAUGAAAGGCCUUCUCGUGGUCCUCUUUCUGGCCGAGAGCUGCUGAUGCGUGCUGCUAGCUUUGAUGUUUGCGAGAACAGUGAUGAUGGAGACAGGGCCAACCUGAGGGCCUGCACCAGUGACGGGACCUUGAAAGACUCUCAAGGGCGUCGAGGAGGCAGAUUGCUCUCCUCAUGGAGCAGAGCCUUUGUCAGCAUCCAGGAGGAGCUGGUAGAUGAUCCCCUGACCUACAGCCCCAGACUCAUGACUGUAGUUCACAUGGACCAGUCCAUGCAGCUCGGUCCUUUUCGAGCCGUCCUCCGCUACCUGUACACAGGUCAGCUGGAUGAGAACGAGAAGGAGUUGAUGCACAUUGCGCACAUUGCUGAGCUGCUGGAGGUCUUUGACCUGCGCAUGAUGGUGGCAAAUAUACUGAACAAUGAAGCCUUCAUGAACCAGGAAAUCACCAAAGCCUUCCAUGUACGGCGCACAAACCGAGUCAAAGAGUGCUUGGCUAAAGGCACCUUCUCUGAUGUCGUGUUCAAGCUCGACGACGGGACGAUCAUGGCUCACAAGCCUUUGCUCAUCUCCAGCUGUGACUGGAUGGCGGCCAUGUUUGGUGGGCCUUUUGUGGAGAGCUGCACUAAAGAGGUGUUGUUUCCUAACACCACUCGCAGCUGUAUGAGGGCCGUGCUGGAAUAUCUCUACACAGGGAGGUUUUGCUCCCGGUCUGACUUGGACGCGAUGGAGCUCAUUGUUCUUGCCAAUCGUCUUUGUCUCCCCCACCUGGUUGCACUUACAGAACUCUACACGGUGACAGUUCUGACGGAGGCGGCGAUGAUGGGAGCGGACAUUGACGGCGACGUGCUCGUGUACUUGGACAUGGCCCAGUUCCAUGGUGCUCAGCAACUCACCGGCUGGUGUCUCCACCACAUCUGCACCAACUACAACAGUGUCUGUCGCAAGUUUCCCCGAGACAUGAAGGCCAAGUCUGCAGAAAACCAAGAAUACUUUGAGAAACAUCGCUGGCCUCCUGUGUGGUAUCUGAAAGAGGAUGACCACUACCAAAGAGCCCGCAAAGAGCGCGACAAGGAGGACUACCUGUACCAGAGACGACAGUGUAAACGCAAAUGGCUCUUCUGGAACAUUCCCUCCUCCCCCAACUCAAACUCCUCCUCCUCUGUCAUCUGACCAAGUGCAGUUCACUCUGGUGAACGUCAGCGUGGACGCGACUUGUAAAAGGUACAAAUAAGAAGACGAGAGCACUGCUGACUAGACGCGGCCCAGAUAUUCAGGCACACAUUUUCUCCUCCCCCACUCUUCCUCUCGCGUUUGUUUGCGUCUGCAGUCAAACAGCACCCCUCCGGUUUUUGCUGAGUCAGCUCAAUCUGGCGAAAUAAUCCAGUACGGCUUUGUUCCUUGUAUUUUUAGCUCGGUGUAUAUGAAACUCAAACCUCAGUGAUAUGGACCUCGCUGACAAAACGGCACAGCGUGACCUGUGCAAAUAUCAACUCACAUCGAUUGUCACGUGUUCCACCGUGUGAGUUUGAAGUUGUGAAAAUAGCUCUCUGCUGGCACAGAACUUUCCAACUUGGGUCAUAAAAUAUCAUCAAUUAACCUGAACUGACAACCAAGUGCUGCUUAUCAGCUGCAACAAACCAGCAAUUCAACACAGAUCUAAAGUCUCAGAGAUUUAACACUUUGCCCUUAAGUGUUUGUACAAUCUACAAAACCAUGUGUACAGUAUGAUCUCAUGAACAGAGUGUAACGAAGGAAUCGCCUGCCGAGAGUCGAUGAUUGAAGACGUUCAUGUCAACGAUGAUUGUGUUUGCAGAACUGAGAAAAAUCUUCACUUUUUUCGUGCACAUGUUUUUGAAUGUUUGUGUUCUGCCUGCACGGCUCAGACUGGUUUGGGCCUAGAUGUGCUUGGUGUUUAUGUGUAUAUAUGUGUUCCUGUGAUUUGCUGUCACAAAAAGGGCUUUAGUUUACACGAAUGCAUUCAAGGGAUCCCAAAACAAAGGAAAUAUCAGUUCUUCUGUUCCAGAUUACUUUUAUUCCCCAUAUGUUGCUUGAUUAGCUUCAUUGGCUCAGAUCUUACAGUACCUUGUUCAGACUCUAAGAAAAUGUUACUAUUGUUUUCUUUCUUCUUUUUCGUUUCCAGAUUUUGUCCAGACUGGUUUUCAAUGUCUGGACAGUAAAAAAAGGAAAAAAAGAUCAGAUUUAAUUGAAAUCGUGCACUCUCCUAACCACCUGCUGCUAAUGCAUUCAAGGAACCUUGUAAAUUGUAAUAGUUCAACACACAUUCUGUCCACUAAAAUGUUGCUGCUGCCACCUUGUGAAAAUAGGUCCCAACUAUUGAUAAAACAUUCUUCAAUUAUGUAGUGAACUUUUUACUAUAUAUUAUAUGAUUGUCAGUGAAUUGUCUGUUGACUUCGUCCUGCUUCAAACUAUUAUUUUAUUGGCCUUUAAAAGUUCCACUAUUGAUGGACCUUAAAUUUUUACUCACCAAUUUUAUUUUAUUUUUUUUAUUUAUCCUUUAUUUAGCCAGGAAGGUCCCAUUGAGAUACAAGAUAUCUUCUUCCAGGGAGUCAAGAAAGCAGCAUAGAUAGUACAAAUAGUUACAGAGACCAGACAAUUUCAGAUAUAAAACUGAACUAAGGAGAGUAUAAA